Pseudogymnoascus destructans is the source of this 4482-nucleotide messenger RNA. RefSeq lists its product as uncharacterized. The record is from RefSeq and is a predicted model, not a curated record. Lineage: Eukaryota; Fungi; Ascomycota; Leotiomycetes; Thelebolales; Thelebolaceae. Gene Ontology annotation, molecular function: ATP binding; ATP hydrolysis activity; ABC-type transporter activity. Gene Ontology annotation, biological process: transmembrane transport. The transcript has 3 exons. Bases 380 to 4387 code for a protein of 1335 amino acids. Gene Ontology annotation, cellular component: membrane.
CGAACCCCCUUUCUCUCACAAGGAACUGAGCCACGGCCACCGUGAGGGGGUUCGACGUGCCCCCAACUGAAGCACGAGUACUAUUUCACCAUCCGACAUCGCUCCAGGACUCAUCGUUAGGUCUUGGCUUACAAUGGAGCUGAAAUAUAAGACGCGAGGGGUUCCACUACUCCACGUGACACACCAAACCUCUACCCUCGAAGCAAUUCUUAAAAUGAAAAUAAACUACCUCAUCCUUGGAGCCUUAUAGAAAGUAACUUCUGAUCGAUCGUUAUCAUUUCUUUAACAUCCAUGAAAUCAAUUAGGUUGCCGCAGUGCACACCGGAUAUAACACACGUCACUUCUGGAAACACCAAGACUGAAAGAGCGUGCUGGAGCCAUGGCGGACGCUCCAUCAACGCAGAAGGCUAUCGUCGCUAGCGAUUCCGCAGCCUUGACCCCUUGGUCGCGGCUUAAGAAAACGUUUGCGUACUUCGCUAUUUUUGUUCAAACAGAGCCAUCAAAACUUGACACCCUUCUCUUCGUUACUGGUAUAAUCAGCGCCAUUGCUUCUGGAAUUCCCUUUCCGCUACUAGGAAUCAUCUUUGGCCAGCUCCUCGAUGACUUCAACGCCGAGAGCUGCGCUGUCGAGGCGACAUCGGGCGCCGACUACCAAUCCGAUGUGAACUUUAAGGUUCUUUAUAUAAUCUACCUCGCCAUUGCCCAGUUCGGCUUCGUCUACAUCCACCUAGUAAGCUGGUCACUGGGAGGCGCCAGGCUGGCUCAGCGUCUGCGCGAGCAGUAUCUCCGAAGCUUGCUCCACAAGGAGCCGGCCUUCUUUGACGACCAUCCCGGCGGUGAAGUGUCUUCGAGACUCAACGGCGACAUCACCAUGAUCCGCAUGGGUACCUCAGAGAAGGUCGGGAUCUACCUCUCGAGCAUAUCUUUCUUCGUCACCGCGUAUAUCAUCGCCUUCAUCAAGAUUCCAAAGCUCGCCGGGAUCUUGGUUUCUUUGGUGCCGGCCUACUUUUCCAUGUCGCUUGUAGGCGGGUAUUUCAUCAAGAAGUACUCUUCUCAGGUAUCAGACCACUUUUCAGCAGCUUCGUCCGUAGCCUCUGAGGCUUUGUCCAAUGUUGCUGUUGUGCACGCAUUCAAUGCAAAUGAGAAGCUCGAAACAAACUUCUCAUCGCACAUGCGCAUAGCCAGGAAGGAUGGUCUUAACAAGGCCCUCGUCAGCGGCAUCCAGGCCGGCUUGAUCUUCUUUAUCGCCUAUGCCGCAGAUGCGUUGGCUUUCUGGCAAGGUAGCCACAUGAUUGCGGAUUCGGUGGCAAGUAAUGGCACAGGAUCGACGGUGGGAUCCGUUUUCACAGUUAUUUUUCUUCUGGUCAAUGCUACCCUUGUUCUCAGUCAGAUGACUCCGUAUCUAGCCAUCUUUGCAGCAGCUUCUGCAUCCUUCGCCAAACUCAAGAAAGAUAUGGACAGACCAUCAAGGAUUGAUGGAACCUCAAACACUGGCGUUCGACUGGCUCCCGUUACUGUGGGCCAGUUCAAGCUGGAGAACGUCACCUUCUCCUAUCCGUCCCGACCAGAGCAAAAUGUCCUCCAGAACGUAUCCUUGGAACUUCCAGCUGGCAAAAAGACGGCCCUGGUUGGCUUCUCUGGUAGCGGAAAGUCCACUGUAACCAGUUUGUUGCUCCGAUUGUACGACCCAACAGAGGGUACGGUCCUCUUAGACGGCCACGACCUCCGCGAGCUGAAUGUGCGUCAGGUUCGAAGCUUGAUUGGCAUUGUCCAGCAGGAAUCGACAUUGCUCGAUCGAUCAAUUUUGGAGAAUAUCGCUCACGGCUUAGUCAACUCUGCGGUUCCCGGACAUGAACAUCUCCGCGAUACAUUGCUUGGGCCACAACUCCGCUCCCUAGCAGCCGCCAUCAGGGGGGGUCGUGACGCAACAGAGGCUGCUAUAGAGCAGGGCCCAAUAGUGGUAGAGAUUCUCGGCAUGGUUCAGCACGCAGCUGGGAUCGCAGAUGCCGAACGAUUCAUUAGCGAAAUGCCCGAGGGCCUGGGCACCAUCGUCGGGUCUGGUGGUACACGGCUUAGCGGAGGUCAAAGGCAGCGUAUUGCUAUCGCUAGGAGUAUGGUCAAAGAUCCCCAGAUCCUUAUUCUUGACGAAGCCACAGCUUCGCUUGAUUCGCAAAGCGAAAAGGAGAUUCUCAAGGCCCUCGAUCGUUGUUCCGAAGGCCGCACAGUCAUCUCAGUGGCUCAUCGCCUCUCCACAAUCCAAAAGGCAGACAAGAUUAUUGUCAUGAAGAAUGGCUGCAUCGUGGAGGUAGGCUCCCCCGCGGAACUAAUGAGCAAGCAAGGUUCAUACGCUAGCCUUGUCAACCUGCAAAACCUAGAUACUGAAUCCCCAGAGCAGCGGUCUAGUCAAGACGGGUCAAUAGGUGGUGCGACUGCCGUUGAAAAAGUGGACAAUGGCCUCGAGAGCACGGACAAAGAAGAUGUCUCUGUCGAUGUGACUAAGGCAAGUCUCGAAGUGAGAAAGCUUUCGAUGUCCGAUUCUGCCGUUGAAGAAGAUGAGCCACCGGUGAACCAAUCUCUCGGGUACCUGAUUAGCAAUAUGUCGCGCUAUAUACGCCCCAACGCUCUGAUCGCAGUUGUUGCUCUUGCAGCGGCCAGCAUUGUAGGCGGAGCUUACUUGGCCGAUGCUGUUAUCUUUGGCCACACCGUCAGUGGGUUAAGUCCAUGUGGUACCCCCGAUCACAUUCGAUCCAGUGGUCGCCUCUACGGACUCUUGUUCUUCGUGUUGGCUAUCAUUGAGUUCUUCGCCAACGUUAUAAGCUGGGUCGGCUUUGGCCGGGUCUCUGAAGAUGCCAUCUACGCCAUCCGCACGUCCGUGUUCCGCGCGCUCUUCGAGCAGGAUGUGCAGUGGCAUCAGUCUGCGGGUCGUACGCCGUCCAGUCUGCUCGCACUCAUCACCAACGACGGGAACCAGAUUGCCGGCCUUAGUGGGUCCAUCAUCGGCACUGUCUUGUCUAUAUGCAUUAAUCUAGUCGCAGCUGUCAUCAUGACGCUGAUAAUAGCCUGGCGGAUUUCUCUAGUAUGUCUCGCCAUUGUGCCGAUUCUCCUAGGGGUUGGGCUUGCACAGCUACGCGCUCUGGCCCGAUUCACAGAAAAACAUGAGAAGGCCUUCAAUGAGUCUGUCGGAAUCAGCGUCGAAGCCGUCAACUCCAUCAAAACGGUUGCCGCCCUAGCCCUUGAACAUGAGAUUCUAGAUGUCUAUCGCAGUACUCUGGACGGGCCGCGAAAGGAGGUAACCGCCGUCAGCUUAUAUACCAGUCUCUGGCUCGCUCUACAGUACUUAGUCGGCAACCUAGCAUUUGCGCUAGGAUUCUGGUGGGGAUCGAAGCAAGUCUUCAGUGGCAGGUACAGCCAGACGGAGUUCAUUAUGGUCGUAUUCUCUCUACUAGUAAGCGCGCAGCUUUGGAGCCAGAUGUUUGCGCUUGCUCCCGAGAUUUCCAACGCUCGCGGCGCCGUUGCGCGAGUCGUCAACGUGAUCGAAAUGGGAUCCUCAGGCUCUGAUGCCCAAGGGUGGCCGGGCGACAAGAAACAAGACGUCGAAGCUAUUGCAGAAACAAAGGCGGCAUUGCCGCAUAGAGAAGGUGGCACGGAGGUUAAGUUACAAAACGUCCAUUUCGCCUACCCGGGUCGUCAGUCCGCCCCAGCUCUUUGCGGACUGAGCCUGCACAUUCAGCCUGGCCAGUUCGCUGGGCUCGUGGGACCGUCUGGUGCGGGGAAAUCUACGAUCACAUCGCUCGUGGAGCGCAUGUAUAUCCCCAGCCAUGGUGAGAUCUUCAUUGAUGGAGUGGACAUCACCAAACAAAAAGGGAUAUCCUUCCGGGACGACAUAUCCCUAGUGCCGCAAGAUGGCGUGCUCUUCGACGGCUCAAUACGUUUCAACCUCUCAUUAGGUGCACGUCCUGGAUCCUCGGUCUCGGACGAGGACAUGAUCGAAGCAUGCAAGCUAGCCAGCAUCCAUGACACGAUUGACAAGCUGCCGCAGGGCUAUGAUACAUUAUGCGGCGCCAAUGGGAGCCAGCUCUCGACCGGACAGAAGCAUCGCCUGGCAAUCGCCCGUGCACUCGUUCGCAAGCCCAGGCUACUGAUCCUCGACGAGCCGACCAGCGCGCUGGACGCCGAGACCGAGAAGGUCUUACAGGAGAACUUGAGAAUCGCGACACAAGGCAUUACUGUUAUUGUCAUAGCACAUCGCCUGAAUACCAUUCGUCACGCCGACGCCAUUUUCUUGAUCGAGGCUGGACAGUGUGCUGACGCGGGCACGCACAAUGAGCUCUUUAAUAGGUCUGAGACGUAUCGUGCAAACGUCCUUAAUCAAAUGAUUGCUAGUUAGAUGGAUUGGGAUAAAAAUGUACAAGUAAUCUCGGACUAUCGUUGGAAUAUCAUAUAGAUACUAGUUUAGAUUUCAAUGAUUUUACUACUUCCAAA